UAGGGACUUACGUUAUUCUAUCUGUAAUGCUGAAAAUUUGUAUAUAUAAUCAACGGAGAUUGUUUGGUGCAAGUCAGGAGGCCUUGGAACGCUUUUUUUUGGGGUGUUAGUAUAAAGUAUUUUUAUACUAAGUAACUCUGAUUUCGGACAUCUGGGUGUUAGUAGGUCUUUUUAUAGAUAACUCGCGCUUGAUCGAAUGGCACCAUAGAAAUUUGAUUUCGGGUGUUAGUGGAUGUUAGCUUCUUUUACUAAUACUUAUAUUUACUUAUAUUUAGCAUUAUAUCUAUUGUAUAGACAAUACAAGUGUCAAAAUCGACAUCUUCAAAUCUCUUCGUUUCUAUUGAACAAUUUUUCACCAAUCAAGCACCACAAAAAUUUGGCGAUUCUUUCCUUUUUCUUUUUGACGUAACGAAAAAACAAAUCGACGGUAUGCGUGAAACAAUCCAUUUGUAUUACAUGACAUUAGUUUAUCGUUAAUCUAGUUGUGUCUGGAUCAUUCUUCUUAUAGGUGGAGGACGUUUGAUGAAUCUCAUUUGUUUUGUGAAUAAAUUAGUCGCAGUGAGAAGAAUUUUUAACUCAUUUGUAAAACAUAAGGUUAAAUACUUGUAAAAGCGGUGAGUGAUGAAUUGGUACCAUGGAAGCGUCGGAGAGAUGACGUUCACCCUCGAACAGCCUAAAUAGUCUAAAUUCAUAAUCUUUAUGUUUUUAUCUAUAGCUUUGCCAGAAAUAAACAAUAAUAAUUUUUGAUGUCAUGCGCCUGUGUUUUCAAGCUACUUUUUGCCGUUGCAUUUUCUCAUGAUCGUUAGCACCUCGAACAAAAAAAAUUAUGCCAUGAAAUAGAGCACAUAUCGAAGUGUAUUUUCACCCUCUUUGAAUCCGGGAAAAGUAGACUUUCGAGUUUUUGACCACAUAUCUGCAUGGAUGCAUACUGUGAGGAGUUAGAUAAAACUAACUAGAUCAAGACUGAAGGCUCUUGUAGCAGUUUGAUUGCUGUACUUUUAUUGCUUUUCUAGAUGUUGGACCGAAUGUUCAUCUUCGGUCUUGGCAUAGUUAUGCUUUUGACAUGCCAUGAUCUUCGUCGAACAUAUACCAAUUCUGCGAAUGAAUCUUCUCAAUCUAUCGAUAGUUCUACUUUUACAUCAUCACAAAGUGAUAUACCAAUACCAAAAAUGAAAACAUCAUUCACAGCUCCAUCUGUAAAAUUUCUUUAUUGCCACAGCUGAGGGUAACUAAUUGUUAUUUUCAACGAUUUCUCUUCCCACUAUAAAUUUGUGAUAUUCUUUUGUUUAGAUAUCGUAACGUGUUUAAACAGUUUUCUCAACUCGUUCGAACACACUAUCCUCAACUAUCUGUUGUUGGCGAAAAUUAUCCGCCACCAGCUUACAAAUCUUUAUUAGCCCAAUGUUUAAGUAUUUUUAAAAUGUUGUUUUUAGUUUGUAUUUUAUUAGGACAAAAUCCAUUUGCCAUUGCCGGUUUAACAACGCCUGCCGUAUUCCAAUGGGCAUUACAAAAUAAACUUUAUUCAUGUUUAAUGUUAUUCUUUUUUUCAAAUUCACUAGAAUCAUUUCUCAUGUCAACAGGAGCCUUUGAAAUAUCUGUUAACGAUGUUCCGUUAUGGUCCAAAUUAGAAACUGGACAUUUACCAUCUGCUCAAGAUUUUCUUCAAAUGUUACGAACGUUUCAAAAUAAAGAGAAUACAAUUGGUGGAGGAGGACCAAAUAUUGGUAACAUGCCACGAUCACCGACGUUUAGUUCGUAA
Didymodactylos carnosus is the source of this 1759-nucleotide messenger RNA. Lineage: Eukaryota; Metazoa; Rotifera; Eurotatoria; Philodinida; Philodinidae. The record is from the annotation of a GenBank genome assembly.